Siniperca chuatsi (mandarin fish) is the source of this 3718-nucleotide messenger RNA. RefSeq names its product integrator complex subunit 5 (gene ints5). Gene Ontology annotation, biological process: snRNA 3'-end processing. The transcript is spliced from 4 exons. Bases 194 to 3226 code for a protein of 1010 amino acids. Gene Ontology annotation, cellular component: integrator complex. NCBI's taxonomy places the organism in Eukaryota, Metazoa, Chordata, Actinopteri, Centrarchiformes, Sinipercidae. The record is from RefSeq and is a predicted model, not a curated record.
AUGUCGCCAGUGACGUCAGCCGUCUGCGACGGUGUGCCUUUUUGUUACGACGAAGAAGUCCUAACUUCCGGCUUUGGAGCGCCCUUUCGAUGUAUUUUUGUUCUGAAAUUGGACAGAGAAAAUAACAAAAAGCUGUCACAAUCGCUCACGUCGAAGCCCCAUAGCCGAGAGGUGGAUUUGAUGUGACGCUUUAAUGUUAAAAGACCAAGCGAUGUCUGUGGUGUUUGACGGGACUCCGCUGAAAGCGAUGCAGAGCUCACACACUCACACACCGCAUACUGCCCUGAGUGCUCAGGAACUGUCCCAGGAGAUCAAGUCCUUCAUCAGUGGCGUGGACACCCUUCAGGGCCGGAAGCUCAGUGUCCGGGAACACGCCCGCUGUGCUGUGCGCCUGCUGCGUUCGGUCCCGGCCUGUCGAGGGGCAGUGCUGGAGCAUCUGAGGGGCGUGUACGAUGAGCACGUCUCCGCCUUCCUGCACAACUUGGAGACAGAGGGUGAUGCCAGCUCGGGGGUCAGCUCCAACCUGGAGGACAUUAUACAGGAGGUUCAUGGCGUGCUGUCAGAGUUCAUCCGUCUCAACCCCCGGGCCUGGGCCCCUCUGGUAUCCGCCUGGGCUGUGGACUUGUUGGGCCAGCUAAGCAGCAAGCACGCUGGCCGCAGGGUGGCCCCCCACUCCUCCAGCCUUAACGAACUGCUCCAGCUCUGGAUGUCCUGCGCUGCCACCCGGUCCCUCAUGGAGGCCUAUUCCCAGUGUUUGGCCGCCAUGCUGGCCUGGUGCCCUGAUGCCUGUGUGGAUGCGCUGUUGGACACCUCAGUUCAGCACUCCCCGCAUUUUGACUGGGUGGUGGCUCACAUCGGCUCCGCCUUCCCGGGUACUAUCAUCAGCCGAGUCUUGGCGUGUGGACUCAAGGACUUCUGCUCUCAUGGCGCUAAGGACCAAGGGCUAAUGGUGAUGGGAGUGGAUAAAGGCAGCAGAGUGCCCAAGAUUGGCUCAGUGGUGGGAAUCCUUGGACACCUUGCAGUGCAUCACUCAGACAGCAUCAGGAAGGAGCUGCUCAGGAUGUUUCAGGAAAGCCUGAGUCCGUCAAGCCCUAUAUCUCCAACUUCAUCCUCAACAUCUUGGGAGAGUUCCCCUCAACUCCGCCGUGCUGCAGUACCAUUUCUGCUGCAGCUGGCUGCAAUGUCCCCCAACCUCUUUGGUGCAGUGUCUGCAGAGCUGGUAGAGCUGCUACGCCCUCCUGUCCUGCUCCAGCUGCAGGUUUUGCUGCAGGGCCUCCCCAGAGAGGAACUGGAUAACAUGCUGGGGCUGGCUGUUCACCUUAUUAGCCAGAGCCCAUCAGGAGGGGCCCGGGUCCUCCGUUUUCUGGCAGACACAGCGACCCCGGCUUCAGUCAUCAUCUCUGGCCCUACACCCUCCCCCAAUGAAGGAGUCAGAGAAGGUUGCGAUCGCCUCCUCCAGAUGCUGCUUCUGCAUCUCCAUAAACUGGUCUUCAACCGCUCAGAUGGAGUUGAGGUCAACCCCCAUCACCCUGCUUCCUCUCAACCCAAGAGGAUCAUCCCCUUCUUGGAGGAGCUGCAGUCUCACAUAGGUGAGCUCUGUGCCGAGACACUGCGACUGGAGAGGAAGCGCCACCUCUGGCUGCACCAGUUGCUGUGUCUACUGUCGGUGUAUGGGGGUCCCAGCGUGGCCACUGAGACUUUCUGCCAGCUUCUCACCCAGGCCCGUAAUCCAGAGGAGCUGGCUCUGGCCUGGCAGCUCCACACCACGCUCUCCUCUUGCAUGGCAGGCCUCAUUCCUGCAGCUGUAGCUCGCUGUGUGGCCCAGAUCCAUACACACACUCUGGGUCCCCGGCAGCUGAGGCAGCUGCUGCUUAACUUGGCUGCAGCCAUCCAGAGUCAGGAUGAGGAGAGAAGAGGAGCAGCAGGUGUUCAGUCCUCCAUGGCCAUCCAGGUGGGCUCAGCGGUCUCAGGAAACCUCCAUGAUUUUGGCCCGCUCCUUCUCCACGGUGACCCGGCUGUAUCUCACGCUACAGUGCGCCUCCUGUCCUGUAGCCCACUCCCUCGCACCUCCUCCCCAGCACACCUGCUCCUGCUCUCCCGUGCUGCUGUCGCUCAUUUCUUUCUGGCGCUGCGGAGAAGAGGAGAAGGGGGGAAGGGGGGGAGAGAUGGGGGACAGGCAGGAGAGGCAGUGAACUGUUCAGUCCUGCUCCUUUCCCGAUUAGCAGCGUAUUCUCCACUCACUCUCAAAGCAGUACUUCAGCAGCUGGUUGAGGGAGCGCUACAUAAAGGCAACGCUGACCUGUUUGGAGGGCAGAUCGCAGACAUGUCUGGCGCCCCUGUGACUUGCCCAUCUGUGUCCCCUGACCUCGGAGCCUCUUUGCUGGAUAUUAACUGUCGGUUCGGUACUACCGUCAACUUUUCUGGCAGCGUGUGGUCUGUGUUUCAUGCCGGGGUGAUUGGCAAAGGGCUGAAGGUCCGUACUGCCACACAGCUGCCUGACCCAUCUGGCGUCAUCCAAAACGUCCAGACUCUGCUGGCUGUCAUAGUCCAGUGUUGCAGCUCCUCUGGUCUCAACGGCUCACGACCAUCAUCUGACCCUGACGAGCCGGCGCCCAUUAACGCUGAGGCAGCCAAGGUUGUUGCAGUGACAUUGGUGGAAAAUGUCUGUCCAGAUGUGGCCAAUGGUGAACUGUCCUGGCCCCCAGAAGAGCACGCCCGCACGACGGUGGAGCGAGACAUCCACAUUCGGCGUUGCUUUGAGGCCCACCCGGUGCUCUUCCCUCUGCUUCAGGUGGUGGCAGCUGGACGCCCGGCUCUCUGCUACUGCUCAGCUGUGCUCAGAGGCCUCCUGGCCACUCUGCUGGCCCACUGGGAGGCGUCCCGCGAGGUGUUAUCCACAGACUCCCCGUGGCACCUCCAGGCCUCCUGCCUGCUGGUGUCCUGCAUGGGAGAGGGCCAGCUCCUGCCUCCUGUGCUGGCCAACGUCCACGAAGCUUUCUCCCAUCUCACUCCCUUCGAGGUGAGGCUGCUGCUGCUGGCUGUGUGGGAGUACGUGAGGGGCAAUGGGCCCAUGCCCCAGAAGUUUGUCUUCAGCUCAGAGAAGGGCCUUUUCUGCAGGGAUUUCUCACGGGACGGCGACGUGGCAAGAUAUGUGGCACCGAUUCACAGCGUCCUGCAUAAAAACAUAGACAGACUGGGCCACCUGUGCUGGCGGUUCCAGCUUUAAAGGGUAGUGGGGAGCAAACUGUGAAGAACAGGUGACAGGGAAUAAAUAGAGACUGUAAAAUAGACAGAAUACUGUGUUCUAUUGCUCCAAGAGUGGACCGCAAAGUUGCUAUCACUGUACUUCAGUUUCAUAUAGCAUAGCUGUGUGCAUGUGUGUGUGUGUGUGUGUGUGUAUACCCUUUGUACCAUAUUUUUAGACUUGAUACAUUUCUAACUAGUUGUUUCUGUGAGAAAGACAAGGGGACAAGAGAAAUGUCACACAUAUAUAUUAUGUUAAUACAGAGUUUGGUCCACACAAAAUACAGCCUUAAUGUGUCAUUUUGGUUAGAAAACACAACUUAACUCUGCUAAAUCAUUUAUAGAAUGUUUUGUAUAGUUUUCUGAUUGUUGAUGUUCUAAAAUUGUGGCUACAAACAUGCCUUGCAUCUCUUGUUAUAUGCACAAACUGUUGUUUCAACCACUUUACAAAAUAAAUCUGCAUUUGGUCUUAGAA